AUGAGGCUAGGAUUAUUGCACCACCUCGUUCUUGCCUUACUCCUCGCCUAUGCCGCCGGCGGCAUUGUGCCGGCGAGCGCCGGCGGGAGCUGGGAGCUCCUGCAGAGCAGCGUCGGCGUGUCGGGGAUGCACAUGCAGCUCCUGCACAACGACCGCCUGAUCCUCUUCGACCGCACCAACUUUGGGCCGUCCAACCUGACCUUCCCGCCCGGGCACCCGUGCCGCGUCAACCCGCAGGACGUCGCGCUCCCCAGGGGCGACUGCACCGCGCACUCCGUCGAGUACAGCGUCGCGUCCAACACGUUCCGCGCGCUCUCCAUCUUCACCGACACCUGGUGCUCGUCGGGCCACGUCGCGCCGGACGGCACCCUCGUCCAGAACGGCGGGUGGCAGGACGGGACCCGCAAGGUGCGCGUCAUGCCCGCGUGCAGCGACGGCGCCACCACCUGCGACUGGACGGAGAAGUCAAGCCCGGACCCGGAGGUGCUCGCCGUGGGUCGGUGGUACGCCACCAACCAGAAACUCCCCGACGGCCGCGCGAUCGUCGUCGGUGGGCUGAACCAGUUCAACUACGAGUUCCUACCCAAGUCGGCAGGCCCGCCUGGUGUCUUCGCGCUGCCGUUUCUGUCCCAGACUAACAGCCUGUACCCGUUCGUGCACCUCAACAUAGAUGGCAACCUCUUCAUCUUCGCCAAGAACCGCGCCGUCCUGUUCGACUACAAGAGCGGCACCGUCGUCCGGAGCUACGCCAUGCUCGGCGACGGCACCGAGCUGAGGAGCAACCCGAACGCGGGAUCGUCGGUGCUGCUGCCCCUGAAGCCCAACCCCACCGAGGCCGAGGUCCUGAUCUGCGGCGGGACGCCAGCCCGCGCCGUGGGGAGGUUCCCGCCGGCGCUCAAGACGUGCGGGCGGCUCAAGAUCACGGACGCUAACCCGUCGUGGGUCAUCGAGGAGAUGCCGUCGCCGCGGGUGAUGGGGGACAUGAUCCUGCUGCCCAACGGCGAGGUGGCCAUUAUCAACGGCGCCACGGACGGGCUCGGCGGGUGGGAGGCGGCCAACACGCCGUCCACGGCGCCCGUCAUCUACCGCCCGGACCUCCCUUUCGUGACCCCGACCGGUCGGUUCGAGGCGCAGACGCCGACGGGCACCCCGCGGCCGCGGAUGUACCACUCGUCGGCGGUGCUCCUCCGCGAUGGCCGCGUGCUCGUGGGCGGCAGCAACCCGCACCACUACUACAACUUCACCAACGUCAAGUUCCCCACCGACCUGAGCCUUGAGGCCUUCUCGCCGUACUACCUCGACGUCUCCAAGGACCUCCGUCCGUUCAUGGUCGACCCGUCGCCCAAAGGCAGGCCGACAACUGUGACGUACGGGGGUUCUCUGGACCUGCUGUGCAGGAUCCCCGACCGCUCCGUGGUGUCGGUCACAAUGGUCGCGCCGUCGUUCACGACGCACUCGUUCGCCCAGAACCAGCGGCAGCUGUUCCUCCAGGUGCAGGUGAGCAAGGCACAGCUCGAGGCACCACCCGGCGUACGGGUGCCGGACGACGCCUACGUGGCUUCCGUGACGAUGCCGGCGACGCCGGUGUUGGCACCACCGGGUUACUACAUGCUGUUCGUCGUCAAUGGGCGCAUUCCCAGCGAGGGGAUCUGGGUACACAUACAGUGA
Molecule: messenger RNA, 1668 nt
Organism: Miscanthus lutarioriparius
Lineage: Eukaryota; Viridiplantae; Streptophyta; Magnoliopsida; Poales; Poaceae
Source: the annotation of a GenBank genome assembly